Molecule: messenger RNA, 2178 nt
Organism: Fusarium pseudograminearum CS3096
Lineage: Eukaryota; Fungi; Ascomycota; Sordariomycetes; Hypocreales; Nectriaceae
Exons: 13
Coding region: 1-2178 (725 amino acids)
Biological process (GO): maturation of 5.8S rRNA; maturation of LSU-rRNA
Cellular component (GO): preribosome, large subunit precursor; Las1 complex
Molecular function (GO): endonuclease activity
Source: RefSeq, a predicted model, not a curated record
AUGGUUCAAUACGUCUUUACGCCGUGGCGCGACCGCUACGAACUGUUGCUCGUGCGGGAACAGAUGUACACAGGCAUCACAACCAACGUUCGAGAUCCAAAACAGAAGCUGGGACAAGACGCCAGUGGCAGCAGCGAAGACAUGCAAAUACGUCAAGAUAUCGACGACAAAGAAACAAGGGCACGACAGCACCAAGCGGUUGCGCGUGUAUCGAUGUGGAUGCAGCGAGGAAAUUGCCCUCACCUCAUCGAGUCGACGGCGCUUUUGAUGGCUGCCAUGUUGAGUGAUCGAGAGGCAGCCACUAGAGAAAAUGCAGCCUCUUCGGCAUAUGCCAUUCGAGCAACGUAUUCAGCAGCAUUCAGCAGAUUUGUUACCGGCCUCCUCGACAGUCACCAGGAUAAGCAGCGCAAGCAAAGUAUGUACUCAGUUGCAGACACAAUAGGCCUGCCUGCCACUUUUGUUGAACUACGCCAUCAGUGCACGCACGAGCAGUUACCCUCGUUGGCAAAGCUACGCACAGCGGCCAGAAAAGCGUUGCUGUGGAUCUGGGAUUACCAUUGGAAGCAGCUGGACGAGGACAGCAGCGAUCCGUGUCGUAUGACAAUACUUCGGUAUCUCAAAGAAGGAGAUGAGACUAAAUUGGGGGCUAUACUUGACGAUUUUGAGCGUUGGCCCAAGGAGCGUCUACUCAAGACGAUUCAAGAGUUGACGCAGCAGUUGAAAGGUGCAGAAGAAGAUAAGAAGGCGACAAAGCCUGGCGCUAUGGAUACGACAAUGAAGGACCAUGAAGUUGACACUGUUAAUGUUGUUGAGGAGGAGGAGGACGAUGACUUUGCUCAUUCGACAUUCUCCUCCAUUGAUACAUCCACUUGCAACUCGACAUCUGCCUCUGACUCAAGUCCUAUGUAUAGACUCGCGGCAAGCCGGCCAUUUCUCAAACAGAAGAUUGGAUAUUUAUCAACUGCUGGUCGCACCGAUUCUGAAGGAUGCCAUUCAAGCGGGCAAGAUCAACUUGACAGCUAUUGUCAACACCCACCACUUGCCGAACUCGGUACCCCCAAGUUGGAUAUCAUCGGUGGCAAAGACUGCGAGGGCGUGACCAAGACUCCUGUUCACGGUGAGACCUUCAAGCUGGGUGACAUCACCUUUAAAGGUGUGCACACGCCGUGCCACACCCAAGACAGCAUCUGCUUCUUUGCGCAAGACGGAAACGACAAGGCUGUUUUUACUGGCGAUACUUUGUUCAUUGGAGGGUGUGGACGAUUCUUCGAGGGUGAUGCCAAGGAGAUGCACGAGGCUCUGAACGAACGCCUCGCAGCGUUGCCCGAUGACACCGUUGUCUAUCCUGGACACGAGUACACCAAGGCCAACGUCCAGUUCGCCGCAUCUGUUUCUCAGCGUGAGGCUGUGCAGAGCCUGCACUCAUUUGCCGAGAACAACAAGGUUACCACUGGCAAGUUCACCAUUGGAGAUGAAAAGGAACACAAUGUGUUUAUGAGGGUUGAGGACCCUGAGAUUCAGAAGCAGACGGGCGAAACCGAGCCCGUGGCAGUUAUGGCCAAGUUGCGUGAGAUGAAGAACAACUUCAACCCAGUCGACCGUCUGAUUUCGCCUCCAAAGCGCAAAACACCCGCCGCCAGCGGAAGCGCUGCGCCCAAGACGCGCCAGUCCAAACUCGCAAAGGAGCACAACGUCACGCCACAAGAAGAGGGUGAGAUUCGUGAGGCAUUUAGCCUCUUCGCGGAGCCUAUGGAUGGAGAGAAGUACGGUGUUUUACCCAUUGACGAUGUCAAGUCUGCGCUCAUAGCCCUCGGCGUCCCACCUUCCUCGCAUGCAGAGCUCAAGGAGUUUGUUUCGAUCCUCGACCCCGAUAACGACGGCUACGCGACUUUUGAACCCUUCUUCGCCAUCUGCGCCCUCAAAUUUCACACAAGAGAGCACGACUCGGAUGCCCAUCGUGCAGAAGUCGAGGAGGCUUUUCGACUUUUCACAAACGGACAGGAUGGACCGAUCACGCUGGGGCACUUAAGGCGCGUAGCAGCCGUGCUGAAAGAGGAUGUGGACGAGGAGCUGCUCAAGGAUAUGAUUCUCGAGGCCAACGGAGGCGUGGGUGUUGCUCGAGGUGUAGGCGCUGAGGAGUUUGAUCGAGUUAUGAAGAGUGCUGGUGUCUGGAGGUGA